Molecule: messenger RNA, 595 nt
Organism: Triticum aestivum (bread wheat)
Lineage: Eukaryota; Viridiplantae; Streptophyta; Magnoliopsida; Poales; Poaceae
Product: 6-phosphogluconate dehydrogenase, decarboxylating 1
Exons: 1
Coding region: 5-595 (196 amino acids)
Molecular function (GO): NADP binding; phosphogluconate dehydrogenase (decarboxylating) activity
Source: RefSeq, a predicted model, not a curated record
CAAGAUGGCUCUCACCAGAAUUGAUCUUGCUGGCCUCGCCGUCAUGGGGCAGAACCUUGCCCUCAACAUUGCAGAGAAAGGCUUCCCCAUCUCUAUCUACAACAGGACCACCUCCAAGGUCGAUGAGACCGUUCAGCGCGCCAAGCUAGAAGGAAACCUUCCUCUCUACGGUUUCCAUGACCCUGCAUCCUUCGUCAACUCCAUUCAGAAGCCACGUGUCGUCAUCAUGUUUGUCAAGGCCGGCGCUCCGGUUGACCAGACCAUCGCAAUGCUCGCGGCACACCUGGAGCAGGGUGACUGCAUCGUUGACAGAGGAAACGAGUGGUAUGAGAACACGGAAAGGAGGGAGAAGGCGAUGGAGGAGCGUGGACUCCUCUACCUCGGGAUGGGUGUUUCCGGAGGUGAGGAGGGUGCCUGCCAUGGCCCCUCCAUGAUGCCUGGAGGCUCGCUGGAGGCAUACCAGUACAUUGAGGAGCAUGGACUCCUCUACCUCGGGAUGGGUGUUUUCGGAGGUGAGGAGGGUGCCCGCCAUGGCCCCUCCAUGACUCCUCGAGGCCCGUCUCAUCUCCAUCGCCAGCCCCACCUCCUCGCAUGA